AAUUCAAUACAUAGAUUAUACACUUAAUAUAUUUGAGACAAUACCUACCUACAUUUUUAUUAAUAGAUUUAUACAUAAACGAAAUUUACUAAUUUAAUAAAUAUUAUGUGUACAUAUUUUCUAUGUUAAACUAUUAAAUUGAAGAAUCUAAGUACCUUUAGGUAAAAUCGUAACAAGAAUAAACUAACCUAACCCAUCUGUCACACAACACAAGUCGGACAGAAGGCAUGUGAACGGCGAAUUUUGCGGAAACAAGAUCAAAAAUUUUGGUGUUACAAAAUAUAUGACAAGACUUUUACACCGCAAAAACAUUUCCUUUACUUUUGAAAUGCAACUAAAUGGCAGAGUUCGGAUUCCACGUCUGAAGAACUCCUCGUCUUUUGAGGCUAUCCACGAAUCAACCCAAUUUCUGGUAUCUUCAUAUGAUGUAAACCGCUGCUCCGACAGAGUAUGAACCAUUGACCGGAACAGAUGAUAGUCAGACGGCGCAACGUCUGGUGAAUACGGCGGGUGAGGUACCUACACUGGGUAAAAAUUCAAGAAUGCUCUUGUCAGUAGGGUAAUUGAGAUUAAAAUCACCAAUAUGUCGGAAAUUUUAACAAAAAAAAAUGUACCAUCUAAAAGAUUUGACAAGAUACCAAUUUAUGUUGUUGAAGAACACAAUGAUGCCUUGCAAUUCAUUUAUUCGGCAAUAGGAGGGAAAAAACUGCCUGUCGAGGGUACCACUCUUCUACAUUUGGAUGCACAUCCAGACAUGUUAAUUGAUCGCAAAUUGAAAGGAGAAGAAGCACGCUCUGGGAGAAAGCUUCUGCCUCUGCUGCAGAUAGAAAACUGGAUUGUGCCCGCUGUAUCAGCAGGCCACAUAAAUCGCGUAUUGUGGUUAAGGCCUCCGUGGGCAAAACAAAUAACUGACGGUUCUCGAGUCAUUAAUGUGGGCGAUCAACCCGACACUGGACUAUUACGCGUUGAUUGCAAAGAACCUUAUUUUCUCUCUGACGCGUUAUACUCAUCACGACUUAUCAAUGCAAAAGAAUUCGAAUUAACGGUCGAGGAACUAACGCCUAAAACCAAAAACGCCGAAGGCAUAGUUAACUUUGCAAAAAGAUUAAAUAUAUCAGAACCGUACGUUUUAGAUAUAGACUUGGAUUAUUUUAGCACUGGAAAUCCAUUUCUAAGUUUAUACGAAAAUAUUGGUUUGUACGAUCGCUUACAACCGAUAUUUGACUUCGUACUCCCCGAUAACGACGACGCGGCAACAGUAGAGAAAGUUGUCGAGCUACGAGAACGACAAAUACAGGAACUCGAAAACUUGUUCCAGUAUCUCGAGGAAAACAAUAGUUUAGAUGGCUACAAAUACGAAAAAACACAAUUGUAUUAUAUGGUAUCCGAAUUAGCUGCGAAAGUUCUAGUCGAAGCAGAAAAACUUAACCAAACCCCGGAUUGGUGGGCUGUCUAUGCCGGAGGAUGCACCAGAGAUCAAGGCGGAUUACCUUACCAUAUUAGCUCCGAUUUAGAGAUUGAAGAAAUGGUCGUUGAAGCACUAACGCCACUCUUGCAAAAUCUUCCGCCGCCUAUUUUGGUAACCGUAGCAAGGUCGACGGAAGACGGAUACUGUCCACCUCAUCAGGUAGAAUUCAUACAGUCUCGAGUUUUGGAAACGUUGAAAAAACUGUAUAAUGCAGAUGAGCCAGCGCUACAUUAUUUAACUGUUAACACCUUAAGUUAACCCACAGGUCGUUUAUUCGUUUUGAUAUUCGGCUACCUCUAUAUAUACUUACUGAUUAGUAUGAAAAUAAAUCAACUUUUAUUAAAAAA
Molecule: messenger RNA, 1815 nt
Organism: Bombyx mori (domestic silkworm)
Lineage: Eukaryota; Metazoa; Arthropoda; Insecta; Lepidoptera; Bombycidae
Gene: MESR6
Product: UPF0489 protein C5orf22 homolog
Exons: 6
Coding region: 584-1726 (380 amino acids)
Source: RefSeq, a predicted model, not a curated record